Molecule: messenger RNA, 2246 nt
Organism: Coregonus clupeaformis (lake whitefish)
Lineage: Eukaryota; Metazoa; Chordata; Actinopteri; Salmoniformes; Salmonidae
Product: UPF0711 protein C18orf21 homolog
Exons: 5
Coding region: 258-938 (226 amino acids)
Source: RefSeq, a predicted model, not a curated record
AUUAGGACGGAAAGUGUAGGGUAGGCUAUCACGCAAAUAGAAUGAUCACUGUUUAAACCUAAACUAAAUAUAGAAUUUAGGUAUUAUACAUCGUAUCGAUUUCUAUUGCUCUUGAAGAUCAUCUGCAAGAUCAUUUAACUGCCACACUCCUCUUCGUUCUCUUAUCAACGUUCCAAAAGAGGUAAAACAAGUUGGCCAGGAAGUGACCAGCCUUUCUCACACGCGGAUUCUCGAGUCGGUGGCAAAGACAGAGGGACAUGACAUUUACAGACUCCACAGGCUCAAGUCACAAGUUUUUAAUGGAGGCGUCGCUACUCUAUCAAGACAUUUGUCCGGAGCAGUCACGUUUUCUCAUGGGGAGACACCAGAGAAUGAAAGCUCCAGCCAAGCUCCAGCCCAUCCCUGAAGACGAGCUCUGUCCCUUCUGUUUCCAGUGGCGUCGCCCAGACAACCACCGCAUGCGGCUGCAUCCCAAGCGGCGUGCAUCGUUGCGGGUGCAGAGCGUGCUGCGGCGGGAGGCCAGGGGUAAGAGGCUCAGCCUGGCUCAGAUGGACAUUUUACGGAGGUUCAGGGGCUCCUCAUCAGUGCUGAUGGCUACCUGCCACACCUGUAACAACAAGUCCAAGCAUAACGGCGUCAACAGGGACUUCAUGACCGCUCUCUCCAAGAGCCACGGCACCCCCAUGAGCGCAGGCAAACGCAAGACUCCCCAGUCCACCAACAGAACCAACGCCAUGGGCAUCCCAAAGUCUGCCUCCAAAGACAAGACGCCCUGCAGUACGCCAAGAUCAACUGAGACCACCGGUUCCUCCUCGGCCUCGAAGCCCGCCAGUGUGAAGAAGUCGGCCUUCUCCCGCCUCAAGAGGUUCCUCAUGCUGGAGGACAACCAGAAGACCAAGACCAAGGGAGGACUCAAAGACUUCCUCUCCUCCCUCUGAAUGACUGACAAACACUGGGCUCCACUGCAUCGGCCCAACAGUCAGCCAUGACACCACCAUGAUAUGAAACUGAUGCACCAGUCUCUGCCCUGCUUAGAAUUCAGAAUUGCCCUGCUUAGAAUUCAGAAUGGCCCUGUUUAGUAUUCAGAAUGGCCCUGUUUAGAAUUCAGAAUGUCCCUGUUUGGAAUUCAGAAUUGCCCUGUUUGGAAUUCAGAAUGGACCUGCUGGAAUUCAGAACAACAAGGCUAUAGGGGGAGGGGGGAGGGGUCAGCUGUCAGUCAAUAUGCGCUACAGCGCCACCUGUUGAGACAAUUAAAGGGGCACGUUUUCUCUUCUUCACACGCCACCCCCCAACUGCCCCUGAGGUCCCCCUUCAGUAGAGCUGUCCAAACUGAGAAUGGUCCCACAUCACGCCACACCCCAACUGCCCCUGAGGUCCCCCUUCAGUAGAGCUGUCCAAACUUAGAAUGGUCCCACAUCACGCCACCCCCCAACUGCCCCUGAGGUCCCCCUUCAGUAGAGCUGUCCAAACUGAGACUGGUCCCACAUCACGACAUCGCUCAGGAAUUCCACUGUCCCAAUAGGAUGAUGGGAACGGCAUGGGAAAGCGAAGCUCACCCUCUCUUCCAUGGUAUUAAUGAUGAGGCAAGCAAAAUAAAUAGUUUGGCGUUAUAGGACGUUUUGAUUGAGAGGGGGAUUUUUAUUUGUUACAAUCACAUUUAUAUGAUAUGACUAUGUUUAUUAAUGCUUAAGUUUCAUACUUCUUGAAGUUCGUUCUUUUUUCUGUUUACUUGGUUGUUGUCCGUUUUUCUUCAGGGUUUAUUUUCGUGGCUCCGCCAAGUAGGGCUGAUCGUUUGUUGCUACUAUCUUAUGAUCACUAUGCCAAACUACUUUUUCUUGAGGUUACAUUUUUGUAUACUGGUGGUUUUGAGAUAAUCAUAUUUGGAUGAAUAGGAAACAUCAACUGUUUGCAAUGAAAUAGGCUAUAGGCCUGAAAACGUUGACACGAUUUAAGGACAAACCAAACAUUUCUUACAAUAGUUGUUCUGUUUCUUGUUGAAGAUGCUUUUUACCUGUUAGUUAGUUCUUACGUUACAGUUUAUAUUCACAAUGUCUAUGAGACUGCAUGUUGUAAUGACUGCUUUGAUUCAACACACUUUAUAAUGGAUUUCAUAACAGAAAAAUAUUUUCUUUGUUCGUAAUGAAUCCAAUGUGUGGAUCUGUGUCAUUGCACAGAAUCCUGAAUUACCUCACAUUUAUAUUCCUUCUACACUUUGAUUCUCUGAAAUAAAGUUUUUUCAAUCUAAA